Molecule: messenger RNA, 488 nt
Organism: Cyphomyrmex costatus
Lineage: Eukaryota; Metazoa; Arthropoda; Insecta; Hymenoptera; Formicidae
Product: ATP synthase, coupling factor 6
Exons: 4
Coding region: 103-405 (100 amino acids)
Biological process (GO): proton motive force-driven ATP synthesis
Cellular component (GO): proton-transporting ATP synthase complex
Molecular function (GO): proton transmembrane transporter activity
Source: RefSeq, a predicted model, not a curated record
UUUCAAAGCUGUUAGCUUCUGCUUCAGUCAUUCAGUGUUGUCAGUGAUUGUCUUGUGAAGAAAAUUUGGAGUUGUGUAUACGUGUUAAACAUAAAAGCAAUCAUGCUGAGAUCACGUCUUACUAGUGUGCCGAAAACUAUUAAGCGUAACAUCAAUACCAACGUUCCUGCUUUACAGAAAGCAGUUGAUCCCAUACAACAGCUGUUCCUUGACAAACUCCGAGAAUACAAGUCAAAAAGCGUAGGUGGGAAAUUAGUUGAUCCCAGUCCAGAAAUUACAAAAGAACGAGAAUCUGAAUUAGAAAAACUUAGCAUACAAUAUGGUGGUGGUCCAGGAGUAGAUAUGACGCAAUUUCCUCAGUUUAAAUUUGUUGAUCCACCUAUAGAGACGAGUGUUAAAAAGUGAAUAUGCAUAUAUCGAUAUGUGUCAUAGGACAUUCAUGUACUGUUGAACUAUUAAAUAUUAAGUAAGUCAUCUUAAAAAUAUAU